AUGGAUCAACCUACCAAUCGACCUCAGUUGAAUCACUCACGCUCUUGUCCUAAUAUUCCAGAGUUGGUAGUGGAGAACGACGAUGACGGCUCUGAAGCAACAACUCAACAACAGCCUCCUGCACCUGAAGAACAACAACACGAUGAUGAUGAUGACGAUGAUGAAAUGAAUGAUUCUUCCGAUACCCUAGUGGAUGCUGUUUUGGAUCAUCGAGAUGCUCGAGACCGACACGUUCGUUUCCAGGAGCACGUUGUUGAAUCAGCAGCACUUGUAGAACGCAUGUUGAGCUUGAGUGGAAGGCAUCAAUCACCCUCUUCACCUGUAAAUCGUUAUCAAACAAAAAUCAACAACGAUACAGAGGAACCCGAAGAUGACAUCGAUGACAAGCUAAGCGACAAGGGUAGUAGUACAGCAACCAACAGGACAACAGCAGCUGCAGCUGGUGGUGCUGGUGGUGGUAGUGUAUUAUCAAGUUUGAUGCGACUUGAAGCACAACGACGACAAAAGGAACAAGAAUACGAACUCAAAAAGCAACAACGUAAAGCAAGACGAAAGGGAGCCCAUACUGAAGGAGGAGGACGGCAUCAAUUACGACCUAAAAUGCCCCAUCGACCAGCUAGUUGGCUGUCUUCGAAUCAUUUAGUUCCCAGCCUUCAAAAACGAAAACUCGAGACACCUUCAUUAUCACGACGCUCGUCCAUCGACAGCAUGUUGACUACAGCCUCUCAAUUUGAGCCUAUUACAUUGGAGGAUCGUGUGCGUAUUACGUUUGAGAUUGCCAACAUUUUGCAAAAGCAAGAGUUUUUACGAAAGUUGGUCAAAUCAUUGAUGUUGUACGGGUGCCCUGCUCAUCGAUUGGAGUACAUCAUGCGACGAGUUUCCGACACGCUACUUGUGGACGCUGAGUAUGUUUACGUACCUAAUGUCAUGUUUAUGAGUGUGUUUGAUCCGAGCACACAUACCACCGAGACACACUUUAUCCGCCAAGUGCAGGAUUUUGAAAUGCAUAAACUCGGCGAGAUUUACCGAUUGGAACGGCUUGUUUCCCACGGCGAAGUCUCUGUGGAUGAAGCUCUUGAGUUUAUUGACCGGGUUACCAAUCAGCCCGGCUUAUAUCCAAAAUGGCUCAACCUCAUCAUCUACAGCUUGGCAAGCUUUUGUGGUUGUCUCUUGUUCUUUGGUGGCUAUUGGUUCGAUGCCCUGAUUGCUGCAGGCCUUGCAAUGGUGCUUGCCAUAUAUGAACUCUUUACCGGUCGCAUACAAAGCUUUCAACCCAUUUGGGAAAUCACUGUUUGUAUCCUUAUCGGUUUUGUUGCAAGAGCAUUGACCCUAUACUCGUUUUGUUUUACGCCCAUUGCAUUUGCAUCAUUUAUUGUCAUUCUCCCAGGAUACACGAUGGCCAUAUCCGUGGUCGAAUUGGUAUCUAGGCAACUGGUGAGCGGCGUGGUGCGUAUGGUGUAUGCGAUCUUGUAUUCGUUCUUGCUCGGCUAUGGCGUUGCUAUGGGCUCUGAGUUGUAUAUCACUAUCGAUCCAAGCACACGACACACAACCACUGAAUGUGCUCAUGCAACCUCCUUGACGACGUGUGAUGUGCAACGUAUUGAUCAACGAUUCUUUAUUCUCUUGGUGCCGUUGUUUGCCAUAGCCUAUUGCAUCUAUGUACGAGCACGUCCCUUCCGAUGGCCUAUCAUGCUCAUUGUAGCAGUGGUCGGUUAUGUGGUCAAUUACCUCUUAUCAUGCCAUGCUGGUGCUCCAUCACAAGUUCUUCAAGUCGUACCUGCCUUUUCAGUAGGCUUGAUUGGUAAUUUACUUACCAAACUUACGGGGAAAAUGUCGUUUGAUGCCGUGUUGCUUGGCGUGUUUUUCUUGGUGCCAGGAAGUUUGGGCAUCAAGGCUGGCUUUGGUAUCUUUGAUAGUGGAGGUGAUGAUUCAACAUCAUCGUAUCUUGGCAACACAGGAGCUGCAUUUGCUUUGGCUAUGAUCGAAUCGGCUAUUGGUAUCACCAUUGGGCUGUUUGUGGCAACGUUACUGGUAUACCCCAGAGGCAGCCAACGCACCCCAUUGAUGAAUUUUUAG
Molecule: messenger RNA, 2076 nt
Organism: Lichtheimia ornata
Lineage: Eukaryota; Fungi; Mucoromycota; Mucoromycetes; Mucorales; Lichtheimiaceae
Exons: 5
Coding region: 1-2076 (691 amino acids)
Biological process (GO): transmembrane transport
Molecular function (GO): transmembrane transporter activity
Source: RefSeq, a predicted model, not a curated record